This is a messenger RNA of Brassica rapa (field mustard), 1108 nucleotides long. RefSeq lists its product as uncharacterized. NCBI's taxonomy places the organism in Eukaryota, Viridiplantae, Streptophyta, Magnoliopsida, Brassicales, Brassicaceae. The record is from RefSeq and is a predicted model, not a curated record.
CUAGGAUCAUAAUAAUAAUAUAAAAGAACUACGAACACUAACAUGGUUGAUUUACAAUAUUAUUGACUAAAUGUGGAUAUAGUCAAUAGGAUUGCAAAUUCACAAUUUUCCAGCAGUCCAGCUGCAAAACACUAUUAAAAUUGGAUGUGGAUGAAAUUAAUUAAUAUAUUUAUUGAAGAUAAAUCCGUUGGACCAGCCGUGGUUUCAUAUUAGUUGGAAUGUAGCUUUUAGAUUCUUCAUGUAGCUAAUUUCUUACUCAAAGGUUGCUUCUCUUAUUAACAUUCAAAAUCAUAUAAUAUAUAUUGUUAAAAUAUAGCAACUAAAAUGACGUGAGGAACUUGUGGAUAUAGUAACAAAUCAUGAAACGCCAUGUGGUAGUUCAUAUCUCCCUAUAAAGACCAAACGGUUCUGUUUUCUUUGGCUACUAAAGAAAUAAACAUAACAUGGAGGGUCUAAUUCCGUUUGUUUAUAGAGCCGUCAUGCAAAUCCGUUACCGCGACGAGCUUUCUUCUUCUUACUAUGUUCGUCUUCCGGGCGAUUCAGGGCGGUUCGGAUCGGGUCUUGGAUCUUCGUCCUCUUCUUCGGAUACAGCGUCGUCGAAGACCACGAUCACUACCACUACGUUUGCUGUUUCCACUGGAGUUCAGUCACCCGUUCACCGUCGGGUCGUGACAUGAUGCGAAGGGAACUUGAAGAUGCGCGUCAGUGAAAGAGUCCGUGACUUUGUAAUAAGUAAUUACUAUUGGUUAGGUUAAGUGUCUGAUAUUUUUAUGAGUUAUGUAGGGUUUGGACCGGUUGAAUUCCUGAUAUGUAAUAAGGGUAGGCAGAUUGAUUCUCUAAGCGUGGGAUUUUCAACCAAAGGGUAGUCUCAUGCAUGGCUUUGUGUAUGUGUGUUUUAAGUGACUUUUAAUUGUAUAAAAAUUAUAUGAAUAUUUGAUAUACUCUUGAGAAAUUAUGGGAUUGUGGUUUUUUAACGUUGAUCAUGUUCAACGUUGUGUACACUGUAAAGUAUGUACUAUAUAUGUCGUUUGUCUAUGAUCUAUCAAAUUUAAAACAUGUACUCUAAUGGUUUCUCUAUGUUAUACCAAUCAUAAGAAUACUUAUCUUA